Lathyrus sativus (Indian pea) is the source of this 1413-nucleotide messenger RNA. Lineage: Eukaryota; Viridiplantae; Streptophyta; Magnoliopsida; Fabales; Fabaceae. The record is from the annotation of a GenBank genome assembly.
AUGGAGUCUAAAGCUCCCAUUCAAAUCCUCCUUGUAUCUUAUCCAGCACAAGGACACAUAAACCCUCUUCUUAGACUAGCAAAAAUUCUUGCUGCAAAGGGUUCCUCCGUCAUUUUCACCACCACAAAGAAAGCUGGCAAAGAAAUGCAAACUGUUAACAACAACACUGACAAAACCGUCACUAAAAUCGGCGACGGUUCACUCAGUUUCGACUUCUUUGACGACGGUUUGAAUGACGAUGAUCCAAUGAGAACAAAUCUGUGUGACUACGAAUCACAUCUUGAGCAUGUUGGGAAACAAUAUGUUUCCCAAAUGAUCAAAAAUCACGCCGAGUCAGAAACACCAAUUUCAUGUAUCAUAAACAACAUUUUUAUUUCAUGGGUUUGUGAUGUAGCCACAGAAAAUGAAAUUCGUUUUGCUAUUUUGUGGAGUGAAUCUUGUGCUGUUUUAACUACUUACUAUAACUAUUUCCACAAACUUGUACCUUUUCCUUCAAAAACUGAACCUUAUAUUGAUGUUCAAUUGCCUUCUGUUAUCCUUAAACACAACGAAAUUCCUGAUCUUUUGCAUCCUUUUAAUGGAUUUCAUUUUAGGACACUUCUAGCGACACUCAUUUUAGGACAAAUUAAAAACUUGUCGAAAGCGUUGUGUGUGUUUGUGGAUACCUAUGAUGAACUAGAGCGUGAUUUCAUCGAUUAUAUUUCGAAAAAACCAGUCAACAUAAGACCAAUCGGUCCUUUGUUUAAGAACCCGAAAAUUAAAGGUGAUUUCGUUAAGAGUGAUGAUUCUUCUGAUAUUAUAGAGUGGCUAAACUCAAAGCAGGAAGAUUCUGUGGUUUAUAUUUCAUUUGGGACUAUUGUGCAUCUUCCACAAGAACAGGUGAGUGAAAUUGCUUAUGGGUUAUUGGAUUCUCAUGUCUCGUUUUUGUGGGCAUUAAGGCAACAUGAUGAUUUACCUAAAGCUUUCUUGGAGGAAACAAAUGGGAGAGGAAAAGUUGUGAAGUGGUGUCCACAAGUACAAGUACUUUCUCAUCCUUCAGUGGCAUGUUUCAUAACACAUUGUGGUUGGAAUUCAUCAAUCGAAGCACUUGCUUCAGGAGUUCCUGUGCUGACAUUUCCAGAUUAUGGGGAUCAAGUCACAAAUGCAAAGUUCUUGGUUGAUGUUUUUCGUAUGGGAAUUAGAUUGGGUUAUACUCGAGCUGAAGAGAAAUUGGUGACAAGAGAUGAUGUGAAAAGGUGCUUACUGGAAGCAAUGGAAGGGCCAAAAGCACAAGAGUUGAAGCAAAAUGCAAUCAAGUGGAAGAAGGCGGCAGAUGAUGCGGUGGUGGCUGGUGCUGGAUCUUCUGACCGGAAUCUUGAUGCAUUUUUGGAAGAUAUUAAGAAUUGUGGUGCUGUUAAUAUUCAAAAGAUAUGA